UUUUGAUUUCCUUUUUAUUUUCAUAUGGCUCAUCUCUGAGGUUUUGCAUUUAUUGUUAUUAGUGUUAGCAUGUAUUUCUUUCCUUUCCUCAGCCUUUGUUCACAGAUUUGCACUUGAUAAACAUGUUGCCUUACUUUAGAAAUAAGGUUAAUAGCUGCCUCUUCUUAGAAAGGCUUGAGGCCUCUAAGCAUAUAUAGGCAUGUAAAAAUGAAAGGAGCUGGUGAAAUGUAAACGGUAUGAAUCUGUGCUCAAUAAAUGCUAAGCACUUAGCAGUAUUAAAUGACAAAAUUCUGUGUUGGGAUGCCUUUAAGCUGGGGAGCUAUUUUGGCUUCAAGGAACCUUGCUGUGACAAUUUUUAUAAGCAAGUAUCAUAUACCACCACACAGAUCUCACAUUACAGAGUAGCAGCAUGUGUAUGGCAUAUUAUCUAUAGUGAUAUUACGAUUUAUGUGAGUGUAAAUCAUAUGCUGUGCUUAUAAAUGGCCUUUACCCUGAAUGAAGGUGCAAAGCUUGGGCGCUUCUCUGAACCAGUAUCUGAGAGAUCUCCCCGGUAUGGCUUCAAAGCCUGAAGAGAUGCACGUUAAACGCAAAAGCGAAGUUUGGUGCUGGGAUCCCAAGGAGCGGUCCGGAUCGGGAUGCCCAGGAGGCGGCACGGCUCCACGAUGUUCUCUGUCUGAAAUCCUGCUGGAGCAGCCGCCCCCGGGGUGUCUCGGCUGUCCCCCAGCCCGCAUUAUCUCAGCGGCCGGCGCUGUGGUCGGCUCCCGGUGCUGGGAUGCGGGAGCGCUGCUGCCGCCUGGGCUCGGCGGGGCGGCGGAGCCCCCGCGGGCGGGCACCGGGGCUGGGGGCACCGUGCCUCCGCCCUCCCCGGGGCCAGGGGGCACCGCGGGGCUCCCCCGCUGCCGCCCAGCCCAGCCCGGCCGAGGGUGCGGCAGCACCGCCCGCCCCUCCAUCCAUCCUUUCAUCCAUCCAUCCGUGCGUGCAUGCAUCCUCCAUCCAUCCAGCCGCCCUCCCACCGCCCUUCCGCCGCUGUCUCGCUCCUCUCCGGGAGCAGCCCGUGCGCACCGUGCGGUGGAGCCACCGCGCCUCGGCUCCGCGGGCGGACUCGGGGCAGCCGCGCCCGGCCGCGGCCGGAGGAUGCGUGUGCAGGGCUGGCGACCUGGCAUCGCGUCGGUGCUUGGAUCCUCCCUCCUCCUUCUUCUCCUCCUCCUCCUCCCCUCCCUCCCGCUCUCCGCCUGGCAGCGCGGGGCUGGGGAAGUUGCGCUUACACGAGAGAUGGCUUCGCAGCGGGGAUCGCUUUGAGAAAAGGUCUCCCCCUCCCUCGCCUCCCCCCGUCGCCGCGGCCUCCGAACUGUCAUUCUUCCAGAAUGCCAGAGGAAAGUUCACCAAAGCGGAGUCCUCAAAACAUCCCAUACAAGGAUCUGCCCCAUAUCAUCAAUGCUGAUGGGCAGUAUCUCUUCUGCAGGUAUUGGAAGCCAGCAGCAUCUCCCAGGGCCCUGGUGUUUAUCGCCCAUGGCGCUGGGGAGCACUGCGGCCGCUACGACGACUUGGCCCAGAAGCUGACGGGACUCAACUUGUUUGUGUUUGCCCAUGACCAUGUUGGCCAUGGGCAGAGCGAGGGUGAUCGUAUGGUUGUGUCAGAUUUCCACAUCUUCAUCAGAGACAGCUUGCAGCACAUUGAUCUGAUGAAGAAAGAGCACCCUGAACUGCCUGUUCUCAUCCUGGGGCACUCCAUGGGGGGAGCCAUCUCCAUUCUGACAGCUAGUGAGCGACCCAGUGAGUUUUCAGGCAUGCUGUUAAUCUCUCCUUUAGUGGUAGCCAGCCCAGAAGUCGCUACUCCCAUCAAGGUUUUUGCAGCGAAAGUGCUCAACUUUGUGCUCCCAAACCUAUCACUGGGAUCGAUAGAUCCAAGUGCAAUUUCCCGGAACAAGAAAGAGAUGGAGUCUUACACAUCCGAUCCCUUGGUCUACCACGGUGGCAUGAAGGUCUCCUUUGUCAUCCAACUGAUGAAUGCCAUUGCCAGAAUUGAGCGAGCCCUGCCCAAGCUGACUUUGCCCAUCCUGGUGCUACACGGCUCUUCUGACAAGCUCUGCGAUAUCAGGGGCUCUUAUUUACUGAUGGACACAGUGCAGAGCCAGGACAAAACGCUCAAGGUGUAUGAGGAAGCCUAUCAUGCCCUCCACAAAGAGCUGCCUGAGGUCUCUACCUCUGUCUUCACAGAAAUACUGACAUGGAUUGGCCAGAAGGUCUCAGCAGCUGGGGAAACCAGCCAUACUUAAGAGCAAUUUCAUUUGCAGCUCUUACUGGGGUUUUCUGGGAAUAGAUGUUUUUCUUACUAGAAAUCUCUUGGGGAAAGAUCUAACAUGGAGGGAUUAUUGGAAUAUUUUAUCACACACAGCAUAAGGGAGGGUGGGGGGAGAGGCACAGGGUAGGGUAUUAUUUGCUGAUGUAAAUGGCCACUGCCCUAAUCUGGGGAAGAACUGAUAGCUGUGGGAUGCCCCUCACCCACCAAACUUUCUCUAUAGCUUCCCCUUCUCUACUUUUGCUGUGGUGACUGGGGCGUGUUUAUACUGCAAUAAUUAUUGGUAUGUAAAAGAAAUCAGUAUCUUCCACUUCAUGGUUUUGAUGCCAGGUGCAUCCCUUGUCCCCACCAACCAGUACCUUAAAAACCCUGGUCCUUGAGAGGAGAGCACUAACGAAGGUGCUGCGUGAUGAGGAGAGGCUAAAGAUGGAGUUGGCAGCUCCCUGAAGGUGAAGAGCUGAUUUUCAAGAUCAGACCCCUUUGGAUACUACCUUUUUAAGUAGACCAGGCCAGGGGAGAGCAUAGAGAGGCCUCCCCCGCCACCCUGCACAUCCUCUGUGAGUUUGCACUCGGGGAAAGCAUGUUGAACAGUGCUUUGAUUUUCAUCAUCCAAGCAGGAUCCCAGGGGGGAGAGCAGGAAUGUGGAAUCAAACCCACUUAGCACAUUUAAUUCCCAUGCUUUUCCCAUGUCAAACCCCAUCUCCUCUGCAAGAUGAACUAUUCUGUAAAUAUUCCUAGGGAUAGGGUUUUUUCUUUCCUCUUUUUUUUUUUUUUUUUUUUUUUUUUUGGAAUUAAUCACUUGUGCUACUGAAACUGAAAAAGCAAAGUCAAAGUUAUAAGAGAAUAUAGUAAUAUAUUAUAUGAUCUAUAUAGAGGUGGCUGGAAGCUGGGAAAGAAAUGGGAGGAGAGUAAGGAAGGAGUUAAUCAUUCCUUUUCUUGGCAAGGAACAAUGUUGUCCUACCAGGAUCCGGUCCUCUCACCAUAACUUUACAGUCAUAAUCUGUUGUUUUUCUUCAUCAGUUGGAAAGUGUCCUGAAAAUAAUGCUAGAGAGAAGUGCAGAGCAUCUGGUGGGUGGGGAGUAGCAGUGGGUGUCCUCAUGGUCCACUGGUUUAGCAGAAGACCCACAGCACGAGCAGAGAUCCUGUCCAAGCUCAUCCCACUCUCCUCCUCAUCAGCACUGGGGGAGGUCACUGAGGGGCUGAGCUCAGCCCUUUGGGACGUGUGGGCAGCUGAAGGCAGAGUGUAGAGUGUGAUCAUCCAUCCAGCCUCUACCCUGCUGGAUUGGGGCAUCCACAGACCCUGCUGUACAAGCUGCUGUGGAGGAGCCUGUGGAUGGGGCCUGUGGUGCAGGUAAGCCAAAUUCUAGAGCUGCCUGAGUCUCUGCUAGCAGGAGGGUGAGAGGAAAGGGUGUAGACCCUGGAUGAGAGCAGAGACAUUGUAUUGACACAGUGAAAGCUGCAGUGAUGACAGAGCGGCUGUGCGGGCCGAUUUAUUCAGCAUGAAUACACUUUUGGGCACUAUCCAAAGGGAAGGGGUUUAACCAGCAUCUCUCCCUCUGGUUUUGCAAGAAGAGAAUGCAAAUGUUGCACUAUGAGAGAGUGGGAUAUCUCCCCCAGUGACAAACCAGCCCUCACUGCCUUCCCUGGCAGCAGCAAGAAACACCACUGUGUCUUGAGCUGCUGUCCCCAGGGCUGGAUCCCUCCUUUGACAGUCAGGGGGUCACCCACCUCUUCUCCCUUUUGGAAGCAGUUCUAGCAAGGUUCAGGAGAGGGACCUCUGUGCAAUAACAGUCAGAAUCAGUCCCAUUCAGUCCUAGCAGCAUGGAUGGAUGAGAGAUAUGUGGAUGCAGGUUGUGUCCUUGUAGUUGCCCUAAGGGGCCCAAGUCAGGGAAGCUCUUUUAUACAGGUUGAUUCAGGCACUUUGGCAUUUGUAUUUUCUUGCCUCUAAAGAGAGGAACGAGCUGUAGUUCUCCCAGCAAUGCCAGCUUUUUAUUGAAAUAUUAUUGCAGUGCAAUCGGCUGUUCUCAGCAGCCCCUGCUAAACCUCUGGUGACACUCUGGGAAGGAGCAGUGAGCAGGUCACCUGCUUCCCAUCUUCCAGCAGCCUGUCUUGAGGCAACUUCUGUUGCCUGAGCAAGCUCCCUCCUGGCCAGAUGCUGCUAGAGAAAGACAGCAAGAAGAGAAACACUACAGCAGUGAUAAAUCUCACCUCCUUCUUCAGCUGGAAGGGGAAACAAGUGGGUGUGAUCCAGAGGUGACAGACGUUGCGGGGGUAGUAGCAAGAUGAUGACUUAAGGAUAGGAUUUUUGAAAGCACUUUUCUUGAGGAAGUCAGGAGGAGUAAAUCAAUGCCCACAUUCUUUACAUCCCUUCCAAAGUGACAAGCACUUUGCAGGAGGGGAGAGGGAAGUGACCCUUCAGCAGAAAGGUCAGAGCCCGUCCGCUCCCUUCAACCUGGCAGAGGAAAGUCCGUUGUCAGUGCCUUUGCUAAAAUGUGUCCUUUCACCCAAGAAACAUCUGCAGUUGAACAGAAAUAAAGGGAAACAAAUUACAUUAUCUGGGGAAGACUUGUCCUUCUGUCUAUAGCUAAGCUCAGCAGUGGCACAUGGCCUGGGGAGGCUGUGUUUGAAAUAAAGGUUAACAAACAAAACCUGCAACGAACAAUGACAACAAAAAAGCCAAAUGACCCCAAAGCCAUGGCACAGCAGCAGGUAUUGCCACCCUCAGCCACUUUUUUGAAGAGUUACCUUCUGAGGCAAUUUACACACUGAAACCUAUCGAAAAGCUGGGCACUGCCCAUGCUGACCCCACAGACCCCUGGGCUGGCUGCUGAGCAGAGAGGGGCCACAGCUCCUUGGCAGGUGGGGAAAUGAGUGCAGUGGGAAGGAGUCGGGAACAAAUCAGCCUGGGCCAGCUGAGACACUGAACUGCACAUUUCAGCUCUCUCUGCUGUUGCUGAUCCUUUUCCCUGCCUGUAAGCUCCUUUAUACUGACCCAGUUAGGUUUCACCAAGCCCCAGAGGAAUUCUUCCUUGGCUGACCAGAUUAGCAAUGAGCAGAGCAGCUGCUGAGGGAAAUGUAAUUACACUCUAUUUCCAACUGGCAGGUACCACUUGCAGGGAGCACAGCUAGCCUUAUGAAUGUUGCUGUGCAGAGCCGCACGAGAGUCUGCUCUGCCUUGGAGAACAGGUGGCACUCGUGACUGAGCAAUAGCAACGUGUAACUACUGUAUAUAUCACCACCUGUAGCACUGAGAGGCCAUUUCCCACUGCCUAACCCAUCAUGUUUUCUAUUUAGCCUGUCCUUUUUAUACCACUCACCUUAGCACACUGCCAGCACAAACCCAUUGGGAUCACAUUUCCUUUUACAAGUAAUUCCUGAGGUUGUCUCUCUUGUUCUGUUGUGUUCCAGUUCAAUAAAAUACAUUAUAUAUAUAUAUAUAUAUACAUAUAUAAAAACAUAUAUACAUACACAUGUAUUUUCAGUGGAAAAACCAUAUACAAGUUUAGGAUUCUUAAAGGAAUACAAUGUAUAUUGCAACUAAUAAUAAAGUUAUGUUUUCUGAA
Molecule: messenger RNA, 5862 nt
Organism: Poecile atricapillus (Black-capped chickadee)
Lineage: Eukaryota; Metazoa; Chordata; Aves; Passeriformes; Paridae
Gene: MGLL
Product: monoglyceride lipase
Exons: 8
Coding region: 981-2276 (431 amino acids)
Cellular component (GO): membrane
Molecular function (GO): lipase activity
Source: RefSeq, a predicted model, not a curated record